This is a messenger RNA of Telopea speciosissima, 1121 nucleotides long. Its product is annotated as PHD finger protein ING1. Bases 108 to 809 code for a protein of 233 amino acids. Gene Ontology annotation, cellular component: nucleus. The transcript is spliced from 7 exons. The record is from RefSeq and is a predicted model, not a curated record. NCBI's taxonomy places the organism in Eukaryota, Viridiplantae, Streptophyta, Magnoliopsida, Proteales, Proteaceae.
AAUCUCUAGGGUUAGGUACUUUUGUGGCGGGAAGGCAGAACACAUCAACAAAUCUCUCUCGUGCUUUCUCUGCAAGCGAGAGGAUCAAACCCUAUAUUUUUCUUCCAAUGUCAUUCCUCGAAGACUUCCAAGCCAGUCUAGAAUCAUUGCCAACUAUAUUGCAGAGAAAGUAUUCGUUGAUGUGUGAUUUAGAUAAAAGUUUGCAAGAAAGCCAGCGUCAAAAUGAAUUACGUUGUGAACAAGAAAUAGAGGAUAUUAAAAGAGGAGUUCAGUCUGGUAAUAUCACACCGGAUACUUCACUUAUACGAUUCUCAGAUGAUGCCCUUGACGAGCAAAAGCACUGCAUCAGGAUUGCUGAUGAAAAGGUUGGCUUGGCGAUCCAGGCUUAUGACUUGGUGGAUGCGCAUGUUCAGCAACUUGAUCAAUAUAUGAAGAGACUUGAUGAAGAGCUCAGAAGAGAAAGAGAUCUUGCUGGUGCUGGUGGGGUUGCUGCACUGAAUUCCGACAUUAACGUAAAAUCUGGAAGAGGAAGUGAAACUAGCAAAGGAGGGCGUAAGAAGACACGCUCAGCUGCAGCGGCGACGGUGGCAGCAGAUCCACCAAGCAUGGAUUUAGACUUGCCAGUAGAUCCAAAUGAACCAACAUACUGUUAUUGCAACCAAAUCAGCUUUGGGGAGAUGAUUGCAUGUGAUAACCCAGAUUGCAAGAUAGAGUGGUUCCAUUAUGGCUGUGUUGGACUGAAAGAUCCCCCCAAAGGGAAGUGGUAUUGCCCCGACUGUGCCAGUACUAAGCGUCGGAAAGGCAAAUAAACGGCAGAAUUUGUUCCAGUAAGUUGUGGUUGCUUGGUUGGUCAGUUCGGUACUUAUGGAGAAAUAAUUUCUUCGCGUCCUUUAAUAAUCAUAAGGAUUAUCUUGUGAUGUUCCUGAAGGCAGGCUUUAUUAUUCCUAGAUUGUAUCCUCCAAGUUGCUUCUGGGAGAAGUCUGAACUUUGCUGCAGCUUAUUGAAUUCUGGAAUUUUCUUGUUCUUAGGAUUUGCUGUGGAUAGUGGAGGUCUUGAACUAAACCAGAGCAUGAAAGAUCAUGACCGGCAGGGUGCUUUUACACAAUAACUGCAUUUUAUAA